CCUCCAGCAAAGAAUUAUCAUGCACACGUUGCUUUUAACAUUAAGUCUGCGUUGUACAAAGGACAAAGGUAGCCGUCACAUGACUUAGUAAGAAACGUUGGCUGCCAAUAAUUGAAGUACAAAAUGGGUCAGACUUUUUCUCUGCCAUAUAGACAAGAUAUUGGCAGAGAUUUUGAUGGUCUCAGAAUUCAAGCGACACCGAAGGUGAAUGCUAGGUUUUUUUACGUUAAAUUUUUCGGUGCAAAGAGUGACCAAGAUGCAAGUUUUGAGUUUUGUGCAAGUUUUAAGUUUAGUUUCGAAGAGAAAAAGACUGUUUGUUCCAUCAAGAAGUCGAACAGCUUUUUUAAAAACAAUGUUAAAGAUAUUUAUAGCUUUCCUUUCAAGAUCUCCACUGAAUUUCAAAUGAAAUUUAAAAGAAAGAACGACAGAAAGUUACAGGUGUUUGUGAAUGGUACGGAGUACUUCACUUACGAUAUUGAAAUGGGUAUAUCUUCUUUCAAUGCAUAUGAGGUUGGUGGAGACCUUGAGAAUGGAUAUUGAGAAUAUAAAUUGAAUAGUGUAUUAGCAAAGAAGAUUCCAAAAUAUUUAUGGAAAGAUACGUAUGCUUUAAAAAAUUCAACAAGAUACAUUCACAUUUUGAUAAUAUUUUAGUAAACAUUUUUUUACUUAUAAAAAAUAAAAUAAAUACAUAUUUAUUACAUUAAAAAAUGAUAAAAUAUUGUUGGUAAAAUUUUGUUAAAUAUAAUUUAUAAAUAUAUUUUUGAGCAAAUCAUUAAUUAUGAUGAAAAUAAGUGCUGAAUAAAUAUCUUUAUUUUCAUAUUGAUUAAUAUGACUCAAUAUCCAAUAAUAUGUCUGGAUACUAGUUUAGGUAUAGAAUAGUCUUAACUCAUUUUAACGAAUUAUAAUAGAUAUCGAUAGAUUGUUAGGUAGAUAUAUAUAUAUAUAU
Messenger RNA from Biomphalaria glabrata, 946 nucleotides. RefSeq names its product galectin-6-like. NCBI's taxonomy places the organism in Eukaryota, Metazoa, Mollusca, Gastropoda, Planorbidae. Gene Ontology annotation, molecular function: carbohydrate binding. The record is from RefSeq and is a predicted model, not a curated record. Bases 124 to 540 code for a protein of 138 amino acids. The transcript is spliced from 5 exons.